Molecule: messenger RNA, 3701 nt
Organism: Acanthopagrus latus (yellowfin seabream)
Lineage: Eukaryota; Metazoa; Chordata; Actinopteri; Spariformes; Sparidae
Gene: insm1a
Product: insulinoma-associated 1a
Exons: 2
Coding region: 893-2257 (454 amino acids)
Biological process (GO): neuron differentiation; regulation of cell cycle process; negative regulation of transcription by RNA polymerase II
Cellular component (GO): nucleus; transcription repressor complex
Molecular function (GO): RNA polymerase II cis-regulatory region sequence-specific DNA binding; DNA-binding transcription repressor activity, RNA polymerase II-specific
Source: RefSeq, a predicted model, not a curated record
CAGCCAGCGUGACCAAUCACACGGCCCGUAUAGCGGCUGGAGAUGAAAGCCUUUGGGAGGAGGAGGAGGAGGGGGAGGUGGAGAAGGAGGAGGAGGAGGGUGUCACUCUACAGCUGUAUGAUAAUGAGGCUGAGCUGAAGCCUGUCGGGAAAAUAACCGCACACACCACGACAUAUGUCCACACCUACAAACAAACCCGCAAGCCCCAAACACUGCUGGCAGAUCAGGUUUCCCUUGUUGUCACUUUGUCCGCUCUCUUCUUCUUGACGCCGUUAUGUGGACGGAUGUCUCCUUUUUGGACGAAUCGGAGCCCCCACCACCCAAAAGAGACACAUAAAGCCGAGGCACGUGUAGAUUUCUAUACAAACUCAUCAGACCGUAAAAGCAGGAGGCUCCUGGCGUGUGCCCGGGUCGAGACGAGGAGGAGGAGGAGGAGGCGGAGGAGAGAGAGAGUGUGUGUGGAGUGUGUGUGUGUGUAAAGGGGGGUGGAUGGGGGGGCGAAAUACAAUAAAACCCUCAGGUACAUCUGCUUUGCAAUCUGCAAAUCCUCCCUCCAUCACCCCCCUCCUCCUCCUCCUCCUCCCCUCCACCAGCCUCUCCAUCCUCCCACACCCACUCUCCAAAUCCACGGGGGACCUCGGCUCCUUCUGAUUGGUCGGGGAUGAGGCAACAAGGGGGGGACGGGAACAAUGUCAUCAUGUCGCCUUAAAAAGAGUGCAGCUAUGUUGUGGUGAAAGCACCUCGGGAGGAGAACAGAGGAUCAGUAGCAGGAGGACGCGACAACAAAAAGACGCAUCAGAUGUUCCUGUCAGCGAGCGGCUGAAAGUGGAUUUUCCCUCUUCUUUCUCCAGCGGCGUCCAAAAGUGCCUUCAGCUCUCCGUCCAGCGCCAACAUGCCGAGGGGAUUUUUGGUGAAAAGGAACAAGAAACCCAACCCGGUCUCCUACCGGGUCCGCUCCGACGAGGAGGAAGCGGAACAAGCAGCGGCUGAUGCGCCGCCGCUGCCGCCGCCGCCGCCGCCGUGCUCCUCUGCGCCUCUCGCCUCCGUCCCGGUGCGCGCACAGACGCCGACGCCCACCUGCGGGGCGGCGGCCACGGCCCCGGAGCAUGAAGCCAAACCGGUGCAGUUUGGAAACCCGGAGGCGGUGUACCAGGCGCUCUACAGCCCCACCCGCCCCGUCAGCCAGGACCACGACCGCUCCUACUUCGAGAGGCGCUUCAACCUCGGCUCCCCGGUGUCUGCAGAGUCCUUCCCCACGCCAGCAGCGCUCACAGCUUUGGAUCAUCUGUUCGCCCCGGUGGACCUGAAAAUCGGCUCCAGCAAGAGCAACCGCAACGAGGCCACCGGCGCCCCAUCCACCGCGACGCUCCCCACCGCCGCCGGGACCAAGCGACCCUCCGGCGACGCGGAGCGCAAGAGCAAGCCGCCCUCCAAGAAAACCAAAGCUAUCCGGAAACUGCACUUUGAGGAUGAUGUCACCACAUCUCCGGUCCUCGGGCUCAAGAUUAAAGAGGCGCCGGUGGACCAGAAGCCUCCCAGACCGCACUCGUCCGGGGGGGACAACAACCCGCUGGGCGAGUUCGUGUGCCAGCUGUGCCGGGAGGCGUACGCAGACCCGUUCGCUCUGGCGCAGCACAAGUGCUCCAGGAUAGUCCGGGUCGAGUACAGGUGUCCCGAGUGUGACAAGGUGUUCAGCUGCCCGGCUAACCUCGCCUCUCACCGGCGGUGGCACAAGCCGAAGCCUCAGAGCGCAGCUGCCGGGGCGCAAAACUUGGAGAGCGACAAGGCGACCGCGUCCGGGAAGAGCGCGCCGGAUGAAGCGAAGGACUCUAGUGACAGGGACACACCCAGCCCCGGGCCGUCCGAGUCCGGCUCCGAGGAGGGGCUGUACGAUUGUAACCACUGUGGGAAAAAGUUUAAGCGCCAGGCGUACCUGCGGAAGCACCUGGCGUCCCAGCACGGCUCCCCAAAAGCGGCGGAGGACGAGGACGCGCCGGCGUGCGAGCAGAGCGCGGCGCCGCUGAACCUGAGCGCCUCCACCUGCCACCCGUGUCCAGUCUGCGGGGAGAACUUUUCCAACAGGGGCGGCCAGGAGCGGCACAUCCGCCUGCUGCACUCCUCGCAGGUGUACCCGUGCAAGUACUGCCCCGCCAUCUUUUACAGCUCCCCGGGACUCACCAGACACAUCAACAAAUGCCACCCGUCCGAGAACCGGCAGGUGAUCCUGCUACAGAUGCCGCUGCGCCCCGCCUGCUGAUCCUGACUCCAGGCUUUCACGCUGAUCACACAGUCCAGCCUCGUUUCUGGGUGGAAUUUUAGGGGACUGCAAACAUAUCCAACUUAUUUAGAUUUUUUAAAAAGUUUGGCAUCCUAAAAAAAUAAAAAAUAAAAAAUCAAGUGAAACAUAGAUGGCACUUUGGUGACAAGCUGUAACUUUUGGCUGAUAAGAGUGAUUUAGUUUUGCUCUUGGCUCAGUUAUUUGGAUAAGAAAUCACCAAAUACUGACAUUUUCCUCUCAUUUGAAGAAUUCUGAGACCCUGAACUGCUGAAAUUUGUCUCAAUUUUAAAUGUUAAUUUAUGAUAAAUGCACAAAUCAUUAAAGAAUAAAGAGGAAUCAUCAUAUUCCCCCCGGCUACCGCCUUUUCUAGACAAAUCCAGAGGGAAAAGGAGAUUUUUGCAGCAUAACCUAAUCUGACUCACACCUGCACCAGUUUGUAGAGGUCAGAGGUCAGCCGCUCACCUGCAGCUGGCAGGGAUUCAGUGCCUUGCUCAAGGACACUUCAGCAAGUUCUGGGUGUGUGUUUGAACCCUCCCCCGGCCUACAGCCCCCUCCCUCCCCCUCCAACCCCCCCCCCAAACUUCUUAAAGGAUCUCUGACGUCAUACUCCACACACUUAAAGCGUUAGACUGUUAAUUUAUUUUUCUAGCAUCUCUGCACAAGUGCUAUUAGCUUCUAGACCUAAGAGAGGGGACGACCUGUAGCUAAUAAAAAGCAGAAAAAUCACAGGCCUGUAAGGAACCUUAUCUCAUCACUCUGAUUAGCUUUAACAUAGCUUGUGGAUCCGUGGAUCAGUAGCUGUCGCCUGAAAACAACAAAAAAAAAAGAGUAAAAAACUAGUGUAGCCGGUACUGCCUUUGGAUUAGAAACUCCUGCUGUAAAACUGCCUUAAACUGAACUGAUCUGAUUGUUUUUUGUUUUGUUUUUUUUGUUUUUUUUUUACAUUUUUUUUAAAUCACUUAUUUAUCACUGGCUGGGUUAAAUAUGAUUAUUGUUUUGUUUUUGUUUUUUUACAAAGCCUUCUGUAUUAUCACUAUACAGUAUAUCUGACUCUCUGUUUUUUCUCUUCUAUUUAUUUAUGUAUUUAUUAAAUUAUUUGUGUAAAUUAUUGCUCUGUGUGCUCUCUGAUGUGAUCUGUUGCUGUGUUUUUUUUAUCAUGAUGUAGCCAAAUUUAUUUUUCUUUAACUUAUAUCAGAAGUGAGCACGGUGUGUUCAAGCGACAUUAUAGCAAUCGAUGGGUUUCAUCUGCCCAUCUGCUCUUGAAUAAAAACUUAAUAAUGCAAUCAUGAUUUUAUUUCUUUAUUUGUAUUUUUUUUUUCUUUCUUUUUUUUUUGUUCAGGUUUCUUUGUAACCGUUAGCUCUUAUACUGCUUUUGGAUGUUUCUGCAGUAUUUUGCUAAAUGUCCAAAAAUAAUAAAAACCAA